Molecule: messenger RNA, 1097 nt
Organism: Pseudocercospora fijiensis CIRAD86
Lineage: Eukaryota; Fungi; Ascomycota; Dothideomycetes; Mycosphaerellales; Mycosphaerellaceae
Exons: 2
Coding region: 86-946 (286 amino acids)
Source: RefSeq, a predicted model, not a curated record
CUCCCGCCUAACUCUCAUUCUCCGGCUGACUCUCGCCUUCUACACCGCGCUGGCCGCAGCAGCAGCGGGCGAACAGAAGCCAUUGAUGGCAGAACGCGGGUACAAAGUCGGCGAGCGCAUACCCGUCACAUGUCUGAACAGAACCAUCGACACAGGCGAACACAUCACCGACGCUUCAGGCCAACUCUCCUACAUCCCCGCCUUCACCUGCAACGAAACCGGCCGCCCUCUCGAACUCAUCUUCGGCGUCGAAAAGGACAUAAACUGCACGAUCGACUUCAUCGACGACCCAUUCUUCCACCUCCUAGAAUUCUACGUGCACAACGAUGCACCCCUCACCUGUAGAAUUCCGACAAAACCUUUGCCUUCUUCGGUUUUGAAAGAGGAUUUUGAGAAAGGGACGAAAGACAAUACCGAUGGACAGGGGAGUUUGAGUGAGAUUUAUACGCCUUUGAUUAUUGCUUUGGCCGGCACGUUGCAGCUGAGUCAUUUGCAUGUUGCGACGCAUAUGAAUGUGUUGGUGCAUGCGGUGCCGAAGAGCGUGGAGCCGGGGACGAUUGCGGCGGCGAUUGCGUAUUCUAUAAGUCGGGAUCCGCCUUUGAGGAUUGUGAUUGGGGAUUCGCUGCCUUUGCAGUUCAGUGUCCGGUGGUAUCCUAAUACGCUUCUGCCGAGUGGAUGGCAGGGCGUUGGAGGGCAUUUGACGUUCAGUACGAUGGUUUAUUGUCUGAUCUCUGCGGGAGCCAGUGCGGCGAUAUGUUUGGCAUACUUUAGAGGCGUGGAGCUGCCGAGGAGGCUGAAGAGUCAUGGCAAGGAUAGAUUGGGAGGUAUGGAAAGAGGUGGGUUCGGGAGUGGUCUUGGGAGUGGGCUUGGGAGUGGGCUCGGUGGAUAUGGUAUAUCCGGGGCCAAUGGGUAUGGAUAUGGCAUUGGCAUUGGCAAGAGGGACUGAAAAGAGCUUUUGCAAUCUCAGCAAGAUGUGUACAUGUAUUUCAGCGCGGCGCAUGUGGCGUUGUUGUGCCGAGCAAUCGGCAUUAGGAGUGUGUAUGAAGGUGUUUGUCGACGGGGCACAUGCCAGCUCGCAUAACGAAUUCUUGGCACCG